AUGCUGCCCUAUCAGCAGAAGGCGUCUUCUUCCUGUCCGCCGCCGGCUUCGGCGGGUGCUCCUUCGCCGGCGCCGCGCCCAGCUCCGUAUUACCCUCCCUCUGCUUCGCUGCCUCACUCCCCUUCCCCAACCCCGUACUCCUCUGCGGCGUCUCUGCCUCUCCCUCUCGCGGCGCCUGCCGCGGCUUCUUUCGCGGGCGCCGGGCCUGCACACGGGCCUCCAGUGCUUCUGCUGUCUUCGCGGGGCCUCGGCGCCUUCUCCGUCCCGUCGCCCUCUCUGCAGCAUUUUUUCCGGCUCUGCAUGCAGCAGCUCGCUACCGCGCAGGGCGCGCAGGCGGCGCGCUGGAGAGAGGAGGGCCGCGUGACGCCUGAGAAGAAUCUCCAAGUGCUGAUGGUCAUUCAACAGUUUCGAGAAAGAAAGGCAAGCGACCGCGAAACGCCUCUCACGCAGCGCCGAUGCGGCGCGAGACGCCUACCUUGCGCGGGUUUUCGGCUCCAGAUAGGAUUGGCGUUUGCGUCUCUCUCGCAGCGGUUGCGAGGGGCGGAGAGCGAAGCGUGGGGGAGUGGCGUGGCCGCGAGUGCCGCGGAAGCGCUGGCAGCGCCUGCCUGGCAGGCGACGUGCGUCGCGUCAUGCGCCUUUCCGUUUCUAAAGGCUCCUCAUCGUUCAGCUGUCUCCUUUGUGCCUGCUGCAGCUGAGCGAAGAGCAACUCAAAUCCCGCCUGACGGCCAUCCUCGGAAGGAUAUCUCCCCUAGCGUGCGCUCGCGCCGCCGUCGUCAGCGGUGUUGUGGGCGCACCCUCCGCGCCAGCGAGAGAGUCGGCUUCUCAGGGGCUGCCGGGUCGCCUGCCUGGGGGGCGUCUGCAUGGAGUCUGUGCUUUUUGUCUUGGGUCUGCAGGGAUCUUUUUCAAACGAUCGUGGACGACUGCAUCGCCGCGCAGGCGGUUCAGGAUGUCGCAGGCGCCGCCUCGGCGGCGCCUGCGGCUGUCGGCUCAGCGCCUUCGUUUUCCUCCGCGACUGCGCUCCCGUACUCCGCCUCCUCGCCCGCCGUCUCUCCGCUCUCCUCCGGCGUGCGCGAGGACGACGCUGCAACGCGCUCUUCACUGUCUCCGCUACCUUCAGCCGCCUCGCAGCGACCGCCGCGCGAGGGCGGAGAGUCUCCCGGCACGCCGCAGAAGCGGGAGGGGGACGACGCAGAGCGCAGGCGUUCCGGCUCUGCCCGAGCCAGCGGCACACGAGAAGAAAAGAAGGGUGGCGCCUUGACGCCGGGGGAGCGAACGCCGCCAAAGCCGCGCAGCGUGUCUCCGGCGGCAGGGCCGAGCACGCCGCCGCGCGGGGAUGGCCUGCCGGCGCCUCUUCCAGGCGCUCUCUCGCCGAUGAAGACCGCGAAGCUUGGGGCGCGGGAGAGCGACAGUAGUCUCUCGCGAGGGCGGGCCGUGAUGAAGCCCGUCCCGAGCCCUGCGUCGCUCGCCCUUCGAGGCGCCGACGGCGAGAAGACAGAGGGCGCCUCGGCCGCGUUGGGGACUCCGGCGUCUGCCCCGCCCGCGGCGCCGGGUCUCGCGGGCCUCCCCCCCUCGGGGUCGGUUGGACCCGCGGCUGCGGCCUCGUCUGUUUCGUCCUUUUCAUCUCCCGCCGCGCGGAUUGUCGCGCCUUCUUGCGGAGGCGCGGCGCCUCCUUUCGCUGCCGCCGCCGCGCGAGGCGCGAAGGGCGAAGGCGCUCUGGCGGGUCCGGGGGCCGGCGCGCCUCCCUCCGCGCCGGUUUCUGCGCCUUCGCGCGCGGCGGCCGCCAGCCGAGCGCAUGCCAGCGCAAGCCUCCCCGCCUCAGCGCUGACCUCGGAGUACCGGGAAAACAUGAGCCCGCUGUGGUGGGUGGGCGCGGCGCUCGGCCGUGAGUUUUGGCGACAGAUGUCGUCCUCCUCGGAGGUGAUUGAGCUCGUGGAGAAGAAGAAGCUCACUGAGCAGUUCCGCACGCUCGAAGGCCUCGUUGACCGCGCGGAUUUUCUCGGCUCGCUGCGCCUCCAGGGCGACUGCCGUAACGUUUUGCACUUCCUCGGUUUGUCGAGCAACGAUCUCCAGCAGAGCCUUUGGCAGCCGACCUUCCCCACGAUCCUCCCGCCCCGCGCAAAGGCUCCAGCCCCCUCGCCCGCUGGACAGGCCUCCGCUGCCUCUUUCAGCACCGAAGACUUUUCGGCUGACCGGCCCCCUGCCACCAAGGCGCGCAUCUCGUCUGCAUCCGCUCCAUCAUCGGAGCCUCACGCGAGGAGACGCCGCCCUGGGACGCGUUUCUGCUUUCCGCCGCAGCUCAUUUGGGAGCGUCUCCGCGUGCUUCGCCCUGCGCUCUUUGUCUCGCUGGCGUCUGCUGCCCCUGACAGCCGCGCCUUCGCGCGCGAGGCGGUCUGUAGCCAGCCGAAUGUUCAGUUGGCGUCUGCGGCCGCGUCGCUCAACAGAGAAGAAGGCAAGCGGCUGCUGCCUUCCUUCUCGCUCCUCGCGACUGUCGCGCAGGAGCUCGAUGGGAGCGCCUUUUGCGAAGACGAGACCUACCCCGUUGCGGACGCAGACGACGCGGCGGCGGAGGGAGAGGACUCCCGACGCGGCGCUUCUGGCGAGCCCGAUGCGUUGAAGUCCGACGAGGAGCGGACCCCGGGCGUGGCCUGCGAGGGCGGGUACGCCAGAGCGGGUCAGAAGGUCCCGAACGCAGAGAACGCCGGCGGGGGCGCCGACCCCACGACCGACGACCCCAGCGCCCACCCGCCGGUGGACGCGCGCGCGUCCUGCGCCUCCUCGGCUGAGGAUUAUUCGCCGCCGCCGCUCUCUGCGCUAGAUCCCUACACAGACCAAGCGUACCUUGGGAGCUCCCUGCCGCGAAGCGGCGCGUCGGGGUACGCGUUGUCGGAGGCGUGCGCGGGCGCGGAGGGCGCAAGUGUGUCUGAAGAAGGCACGGAGUCGCAGCCGCUACUCUUCGUCGACAGAGAGGCGAUAAGCGACUUGGCGCACGUGACGCAGACAGCGCUGCGAGACCUCCUCAGCAGCGCGCUUGCCGUGGCGAUGAAACGCGAAGAGCAAGUCGCGAGACGAGAUGAGGAGCGACUCGGCGCCGAGCGGGCUGCGUGGGAGAAGGUAGCCAAACGCGCUGCCGCGCAAAGCCGCGGACACACCCACCCCGCGAAGCGGAGACGGCGCGACGAAGGCGACGACGAGGUGCAUACCGAGCGCGACGGGAGUGAGUCGCGGCGAGAGGAGGAAAGCCGGUCUAGCGAGGAAGAAGGCAGCGACGAGGGAGAGAAGGGCAGGGGCGUGCCGGAGGACGAAGAGGAGAAGGAAGAUGAUGAAACGCCCGCCUCCUAUGCAGGCGAAGGCCUAGGGAAGAGGCGACCGCGACACUUCUGGGAGAACAGAGAUCGGACGCAGCAGCAGGCAGUACAGGCAGGGCUGGAGAGCCAGGCCGCGGGUGGGGAGGCGAGUCCGAAGGAGGCGGGAAAAAGAGACAAAAACGAACGGGAACCCAGUGGAGAGAAGGGAGACAGCCAGCCCGCGGCGGAUGCGACACACAACGCCCCCCAGGGUGACGCCGUGCGUGCAGGGGGGGCUGCCUCUGUCGCCGCGAGUGAGGCCGGACGCGUGGACGGAAAAGACGACGAAGAGAUGAAGAGGCAGCCUCGCAUCACAGUGAGCGAUGUACUGCGGGCUCUCGAGCUCCACGGCGGCUCCAUCGGAAUGCUCUUGAGACACGCGGAACAGAGACACAGACGACGCGCACAAGAGGAAGUUUUCUCCUUCCUGUCGCUAGCCGUGAAAAAGAAACGGGCUUGGCACGACGCCCUGGCGUAG
Besnoitia besnoiti is the source of this 3822-nucleotide messenger RNA. RefSeq lists its product as uncharacterized. Lineage: Eukaryota; Apicomplexa; Conoidasida; Eucoccidiorida; Sarcocystidae. Bases 1 to 3822 code for a protein of 1273 amino acids. The record is from RefSeq and is a predicted model, not a curated record. The transcript has 6 exons.